Messenger RNA from Closterium sp. Naga37s-1, 2385 nucleotides. The record is from the annotation of a GenBank genome assembly. Lineage: Eukaryota; Viridiplantae; Streptophyta; Zygnematophyceae; Desmidiales; Closteriaceae.
AUGUAUGAGGUUGUAGUUGCCCGCUACUCUUCCCUAGCCACUGCAGCCGUAGGCCGUCUCAUGCUACCCUACCUGUUCCCCGACCUGUCCUCGUUUACUACCACUGAGGACCUCAUCUCUCACCUCCGCGCUAGUGACGCUCGCUUUCGUGCCGCCCUUUCAGACGAGUUCCUUGCCGAGAAUCACCCCCCGAUGUACUUUACUCUCUACUUCCUCAUCACCCGCCUCCCUGACACUCUUCGCUCAGUCAGGGACCACUUUCUCGCCCUAGACCCGACCACUAUCACUGUCGCCGACCUUGAGACGCACCUCCUAGCAGCUGAAAAGAACAUUCUUGCUGUAGGUGCUGCUCGUGGCACUCCUCGCACUCCCCUCUUUGAGGGGUGCUCCCCCUCCCCUCUUGCCCCCUCCUACGCCUCUGCUGCAGCUGCUCUCGACUACCUUGGUGCUGAGGAGGUCGGGGCUGCUUCCACUCCUAGUGGGAAGUGCCGCAGCGCCAGGGGCAGCAGGGGUGGCAGGGGAGGUGGAGGUGGCGGUGGAGGGGGCAGUGGUGGAGGCGGCGGGGGUGGUGGAGGUGGUGGGGGUGGUCGUGGGGGUGGAGGUGGUGGUGGGGGUGGCGGGGGUACCGGGGGCAGUGGAGGUGGCAGCGGCGGGAGUUGGGGAGGAGGGAGCGGUGGUGGCAGCGGUGGUGGGAGCUGGAGUGGAGCCGGCCAGAAGGGGAGCUCCAGUGGUGGCCAGGGACAGCAGCAGCGUCAGCGUCAGACCCCCAUGCCUCAGCAGCUUCAUGACUGGUACGCUCAGCGUGGGGCGUCUGGGGGCCCUGUUCACUGCACCUAUACCAUUCGCAUAGGUCCUCUCGCUGGUCGCCCAUGCAACGGCUUUCACACGGAGUACCGCUGCUUCUCUCGGCUCAGCGACGCCUGGCGCGUCAAGUUUCCUGAGACUACUGAGUUUCCCCCUUGGGCAGAUCUGCUUAGGCGUGAUAUUCCUAUCUUUGAUCUUGACUAUGAUGCUAUUCUUGCUGCCAUGUAUGCAUUGACUGUUAGUGGUGAGGGUGACUGCCACUUGUGUGUACCGCCUGACCCAGGUAUAGCCCCAGGUAUAGAGUCUGCAGCCCUUGGUGCUUGUGAGUCUGUUCUCCCUGGUACUGCGUCGGCUCAGGCCUUGCACACCUUUACACUUUACUCUGGUGCUUCCCGCUGUUUCUUUCACGACAGUACCACAGUCACUCCCCUCCCUGCACCUGUCCCAGUCUCACUGGCUGACCCCUCUGGGGGCCCGGUGCUUGCACGGUCCACCAGUGUGCUUCCGUACCCGGCGGUCCCGUCUGGUGAGCUGUCUGGUCUCCACCUCCCCUCGUUCUCUACGAACCUGGUGAGCAACGCCGUCCUUCAGGAUAAUUGGGUUGACACCUUUACUUCUGAAGGACAGCAUGUGGCGAUCUGCACGUGCUCUCGGAUAGGCCGCCACCUGGCCACGUUCACACGUGCGCCUGGGUCCAGUCUGUACACCCUCACCACUGCGUCGCACUCCACCCCUUUGUCUCCUCAGUUGUCUCUGUCCUCCCUCCCUCCCUCGCCUGCGCCGCCCUGCAUUCCUUGCGUUGAGGGGCGGCAGCGCGCCGCUCCUCACUCCUCCUCGUUCCCUCCCACAGAGGCUCCACUGCAGACUCUCCACCUGGACGUGUGGGGCCCAGCCUGCGUCCGUGGACAGGGCCACGAGCGGUACUUCUUGCUGGUACUCCGCGAGCAGUUCGAGUCGGACUUUCCUGUCCUGCGUCUGCACUCUGACAGAGGUGGUGAGUUCUCCUCUGACCUCUUGCGAGCCUACUGUGAGGAGCACGGCAUCCACCAGACGUUCACGCUCCCGGCCUCUCCGCAGCAGAAUGGGGUUGCUGAGCGCCGCAUUGGCUUAGUCAUGGAGGUCGCUCGUACCUCCAUGAUCCAUGCGGCUGCCCCCAAUUUUUUGUGGCCGUUUGCGGUCCGGUACGCCGCGCAUCAGCUCAACCUCUGGCCCCGUGUCUCCGUUCCGGAGACUUCGCCCACACUACGUUGGACGGGGGAGGUUGGCGAUGCGUCGCGGUUCCGGGUCUGGGGUGCUCGUGCCUUUGUGUGCGAUACCACUGCGGACAAGCUCUCCCCUCGCGCCAUUCCCUGCGUCUUCCUUGAAUUCCCCCCUGACGCGCCUGGCUGGCAGUUUUACGACACUGUCUCGCGCCGUGUCUUUGCAUCUCAGGACGUCACCUUUGACGAGUCGGUCCCCUUUUACCGUCUGUUUCCCUACCGCACUGCAGCGCUCCCCCCCCCGCCGCUCUUCCUCGCUCUAGGUCCUCCCCAGGUAGACCCCCUCCUCGCUCCCGGUCCUGCUCCUUCAGGUGUGUCUUAG